Messenger RNA from Cavia porcellus (domestic guinea pig), 10558 nucleotides. RefSeq names its product laminin subunit alpha 3 (gene Lama3). The transcript is spliced from 76 exons. Gene Ontology annotation, biological process: regulation of embryonic development; animal organ morphogenesis; regulation of cell adhesion. NCBI's taxonomy places the organism in Eukaryota, Metazoa, Chordata, Mammalia, Rodentia, Caviidae. Gene Ontology annotation, molecular function: signaling receptor binding. Bases 156 to 10094 code for a protein of 3312 amino acids. The record is from RefSeq and is a predicted model, not a curated record.
CUGUGCGCGUGGACGGGGGCGCGGCCCCGGCGCCGCCUAUACCCGGGCUGCGCUCCCUCGGUGCACCAGACCCCGCUGCACCCGCGCGGAGAGCGGCGGCCCUGGACGGCGGUGCCACCGGCUCAGCCCCUCAGAGGACGCUCGGGCCCGAGGUUAUGCGCGGCCGGAUGGCUCCCGGCCGGGGACCGCGGCCAGUGCUGCCGCUGCUCGUGCUGCUGCUCGCGUCGCCAGCCCAGGCCGGCCUGUUCCCGCCCUACUUAAACCUGGCCACGGUGGCACGGAUCUGGGCCACCGCCACCUGCGGAGAGACGGACCCGCAGAACCCUCAGCCCGAGCUCUAUUGCAAGUUGGCCGGGGGCCCCUCGGCCCCCGGCAGCGGUUUCGGGAUCCAGGGCCAGUCCUGUGACUAUUGUAAUGCCAGCAACCCUCAGAAGGCACACCCAGCCUCCAACGCCAUCGAUGGCUCUGAAAGUUGGUGGCAAAGCCCUACCCUGUCCUUGGGCAUGGAGUACAACCAGGUCAACCUCACCUUGGAUCUGGGUCAGGUCUUCCAAGUGGCCUAUAUUUUAAUUAAAUUUGCAAAUUCUCCUCGCCCAGCUCUUUGGGUCUUGGAAAGAUCUGUAGACUUUGGAAGCACCUAUACCCCGUGGCAAUAUUUUGCUUCAUCUGCAGGACUCUGCAUGCAACAGUUUGGGAAGGAGGCAAAUCAAGCUAUCACAAGGGAUGAUGACGUCCUCUGUGUUACAGAUUAUUCCCGUGUGCUGCCUUUGGAAAAUGGAGAGAUUGUGGUGUCCUUGAUCAACAAUCGUCCAAGUGUGAGAAAGCAUCAAGAUAUGAAAACCGUUUCUUUCUCAGACACCCUGAGGGAGUUUACCCGGGCAACGAACAUCCGCCUGCGCUUUCUGCAAACCAACAGCUUUUUUGGCCAUUUCUCCUCCAGUGAUCCAACCAUCACUCGGCGGUAUUACUACAGCAUAAAGGAUAUCAACAUCGGUGGGCGGUGUUUUUGUAAUGGCCAUGCUGAAGUAUGCAGCACAAACAAUCCUAAGAAACGGCUGCAGUGCGAAUGCCAGCACAACACCUGCGGGGAGACAUGCAAUACCUGCUGUGCAGGGUUCCAUCAGAAGCGCUGGCAGCCAGGGACGCAGCAGCAGAACAAUGAGUGUGAAGCCUGCAAUUGCCAUGGCCACAGCACAGACUGUUACUAUGAUUCGAAUGUUGAAUACCAGCGCAGAAGCUUGAAUAAGCAAAACAUCCGUGAGGGUGGAGGGGUCUGCAUCAACUGUGAGCACAACACAGCAGGGGUGAACUGUGAAUUGUGUGCUGAAGGCUAUUACCGCCCUCACGGGGUUCCAGUUGAGGCCCCCCAUGGCUGCAGACCUUGCCAGUGUGACCCUGAGCACGCGGAUGGCUGUGAACAGGGCUCAGGCCGCUGCCACUGCAAGCCCAAUUUCCGCGGAGACCACUGUGAGGAGUGUGCGGUUGGGUACGAUAACUUCCCAUUUUGUUCUAGAACUCCCACUACUCCUGUUCCUACGACGAGUUCAGAAGAUUCAGAUGCUGGAAAUUUUACAAAAGGCAACUGGUGUGACUGUGACUUGCAAGGUGUUCUCCCCAGAAUAUGUGAUGACCAGGGAAGGUGCCUGUGCCGCUUGAAAGUAGAGGGCCUCCGAUGUGACACCUGCAGUGCGGGCUUCUACUCUUUCCCUAUUUGUCUACCCUGCCAGUGCUCAGCCCUGGGGUCCUCCCGGAAGACAUGUAACCUGGUGACCGGGCAGUGUAAAUGCCUGCCAUGGACAACAGGACGGCGGUGUGACAGGUGCCUCUCAGGAGCCUCCGACUUCCCCCAUUGCCAAGAUUUCAGCAGCACUUGUAACCCAGCCGGAACCAUCAAUGAAACCCCGGGGCAUUGCCAGUGCAAGCGUCAUGUCAAAGGUCCUACCUGCAGUGUCUGCAAACCGCUGUACUGGAAUCUGGCCCGGGAAAACCCCAAUGGGUGCUCAGAAUGCGGGUGUCACGAGGCAGGGACACUGAGUGGAAUUCGAGAGUGUGGGCAGGCUAAUGGUAACUGUUACUGCAAGGCCCACGUGACGGGUGAUACCUGUGACAUCUGCCCAAAUGAAUUUUUUGGCUUGGAGAAGCAAAAUUACUUUGGGUGUAAAGGGUGUCAGUGUCAUCUCGGUGGGUCGUUCACCUCCAAGUGCUUUGAGCCCUUUGGGCUGUGCCUGUGCCUGAGGCAUGUGUCAGGGGACAAGUGCCAGAGUCCUGAAGCAAACCACUAUUUCCCGGAUUUGCAUCAUAUGAAGUAUGAGAUUGAAGAUGGCACCGUACCUGAUGGCAAGAUCUUUCGGUUUGGAUUUGAUCCCUUGGAAUUUCCUAAAUUCAGCUGGCGCGGAUAUGCCCAGAUGAGCGAUAUCCAGAAAGAAAUAACGAUAAAGUUGGACGUGGGGAAGUCAAGUCUCUCCUUGUUUCGCAUUAUUCUGAGGUACAUUAACCCUGGAACUGAUGCAGUAUCUGGACAUAUAACUGUGUAUCCAUCUGAGAAGAAAGCAGAUGUUGUUCAAAGCAAAGAGAUCAUAUUCCUGCCAAGUAAGCAGCCAGCCUUCGUCACCAUCCCCGGAAACGGCUCUGUACAUCCGUUCUCAAUCACACCUGGGACAUGGUUUGCUACUAUCAAGGCACAAGGAGUCCUCCUGGAUUUCCUGGUGCUGCUCCCCAAGGACUACUAUGAAGCAUCCGCCCUAAAGGUUCGGGUCACACAGCCGUGCGUCACCGUAGGACAUCCCCAUGAAAAUUGCUUGCUUUACCAGAAUUUGCCAGUGACCAGAUUCACCUGUACUCCGGCUUCUGAGGCCAAGACCUUCCUGCUGGGUGGGAUCCAGAGACCACCGGCCCUGAAGAAGCUCAGCCCAGAACACCCUUUCAUGGUGCAUCUCAACGGGGACCAGAUAGAGCUGCAUCUGUGGCUGCGCAUCACGAAGCCCGGCCGCUACGUGGUCACGCUGGAGUACGCCACCGAGACAGACCGACUGCUUGUGCUCGAAGUGCUUUUUAGGGCCUUGGCAAGCAUAGGCCGCGUGAACAUAUACAGCUGCCAGUACAGCUUUCUCUGCCGGAGCAUCGUGACCGACAGCCGAGGCCGCAUAGCUGUGUAUGAGCUGUCAGCAGACACGGAGAUGAGGCUCAUGGUGCAGGGAGGCCAGUUCCUUCUGUAUCAGGUCUGUGUCAUUCCCGUCCAAGAUUUCUCAACUGAUUAUCUGAAACCUCAAGUCCACUGUAUUGCCAGCUAUCGGCUGUUUGGAAAUCCGAGUGUCACCUGUACUUGCAUGGCCCAAGAGACACCUCCAACAGCCUUAGUUUUGAAUGUCCCCACUCGGCAGCUUUCAUCUUCUGCAGACAGUGUCUCUGGAUUCACCUUGCAGGCGCCGCAGUGCCAGCUGACCCUCAGAGGCAUCCUGCCAAAGCCCGGCCAGUACGUCUUCAUCGUCCACUUUUCUCAAGCAUCACACCCGUCAUAUCCUGCACAGGUGUCUGUGGACGGAAAAGAACAGUGGACAGGUUCCUUCCAAGCCUCCUUCUGCCCCAAUUUGCUCGGCUGCCUGGACAAAGUAGUCGCCCAAGGCCAGACUGAGUUUGACAGCUCAAAUCGUGAGGUGACGGUGACCGUGAAGAUCCCGCAGGACAAGUCCUUAGAGCUGGUCCGAGUCCUAGUGGUGCCUGCCAAGAAUUACAGUGACCAAAUGCUGGACAAAACUGUAAUGGACAAGUCCUCUGAGUUCAUCACCAAAUGUGGAGGCAACAGCUUUUAUAUUGACCCCGAUCGAGUCUCUUGGUUUUGUAAGGGUUCCGCCAGGUCGCUGGUGGCCUUUUACCAUGACGGUGCCCUGCCUUGUGGGUGUCACCCUGCUGGAUCCACCGGACAGAACUGCAGCCCUGAUGGUGGGCAGUGCCCAUGCCAGCCCAAUGUCAUCGGGCGGCAGUGUACCCUCUGUGCUGUGGGCUACUACGGAUUCCCACACUGCAGGCCGUGCAACUGCAGGGGGUACCCUUGUGAAGAGACAACGGGGCGGUGCCAGUGUCCCCCACACACGAUGCAGCCCCAGUGUGAGGCCUGUGAGCCGCACUUCUACAACUUCCACCCUGUGGCCGGCUGCGAAAGCUGCAACUGCUCCCUGAUGGGCACCCACCCUUCCAUGAAGUGUGACCCGAUCACUGGGCAGUGCAGCUGCAAGUUUGCCAGCAUCACAGGGCGACAGUGUGACCACUGUGCUGAUGGAUACUACAUGUUUCCUGAGUGCCAGCCCUGUGACUGUAACCAUGCUGGGACUGAGCCAAAAGUGUGUGAUAAGGAAACUGGGGCUUGCUUCUGUAAGGAAAAUGUGAAAGGUAAAAAAUGUAACGAGUGUCAAGAAAAUUCGUUCAAUUUAGAAUCAGACAAUCCCCAGGGCUGUGUUGAUUGCUUCUGUUUUGGAGCGACUAAUCUUUGUAAGAUGACACAGGACUGUCACACUGAGUUUACAGAUAUGAAUGGCUGGUACCUGGAGACAGCUGAUGGUUUCCCCAUCCACACCAAGUACCUCUGGUUCAGCUCCAGUGUGGCUACAGAUAUCCAGACGAUGUCGGACAUCCACAGUGCAUACUGGGUUGCACCUGCAAGCUACCUGGGGGACAGGGUUACCUCAUAUGGCGGCUACCUCUCUUACCAAAUCAAGUCCCACGGCUCACCUGAAGACAUGGUUCUUCUGGAAAGGGGGCCAACUGUGAAGCUCAGCGGUUAUACCAUGACCAUCGUGUGUGAGGACCACUUUGUGCCACACCCCGACCAGCUGUACCGUGGGCAGAUACAGCUGUUGGCGAGAAACUUCAGACACGCUGAGACCGGUGCUCCAGUGGUCAAGGAGAACAUGAUGGUCCUGCUGUCUCAACUGCGGAAGCUGAGCAUCCGGGCCCUCUACUUCACGAAGACACAGCGGCUCAGCCUGAGCAUGGUGGAGCUGGAUGUGCUCCAAGAUGGAUACGGAGAGCCGGCGUCUCAUGUGGAGAAGUGUGACUGUCCUCCAGGGUACGCGGGUGACUCUUGUCAGACUUGCGCCCCUGGAUACUAUCGGGAUUUCAGAGGCUUGUAUACCGGAACCUGCAUGCCCUGCAAUUGCCAUGGACAUUCAGAUCGAUGCCUGGAUUUGCUUGGAACAUGUAUUAACUGUCAGCACAACACGGCCGGCAAGCACUGCGAGCGCUGCAAGGAGGGUCACUAUGGAAACGCUGCCCACGGAUCCUGCAGCGUCUGCCCCUGUCCUCACACCAACAGCUUUGCCACUGGCUGUGUGGUGAACGGCGGACGCGUGAGGUGUAUCUGCAAACCCGGGUACACGGGGACACAAUGCGAGAGGUGUGCAGCAGGGUAUUUUGGGAAUCCCCAGAAGUUUGGAGGUAGCUGCCAACCAUGCAACUGUAAUGGCAAUGGCCAGUUGGGUACUUGUGACCCCUUAACUGGAGACUGCAUGAACCAAGAACCCAAAGACAGCAUUCCUGCAGAAGAAUGUGACGACUGUGACAGCUGCGUGGUGACACUCCUAAAUGACCUGGUCACCAUGAGUGAGGAGCUCCGCCUGGUCAAGUCUCAACUGCAGGGCUUGAGUGCCAGCUCAGGCGCCCUGGAACAGAUCUGGCACCUGGAAACCCAGGCCAAGGACCUGAGAAAUCAAUUGCUCCACUAUCGUUCUACUAUUUCAAAUCACGGAUCAAAAAUGAAUGGUCUGGAAAAAGAAUUGAAUAGUUUGAAUCAAGAGUUUGAAACUUUGCAAGAAAAGGUUCAAAUAAAUUCGAGAAAAGCACAGACAUUGUAUAACAAUGUUGACCGUACAAUCCAGAGCACAAAAGAGCUGGACAUGAAGAUUAAAACUGUCAUCCAGAAUGUGCACACUCUCUUGAAGCAGAUCUCUGGGACAGGUGGCGGAGGAAACAACCUGCCCUCAGGUGACUUCUCCAGGGAGCUGGCCGAAGCUGAGCGCAAGCUGAGGGAGCUGCGAAACCGAUCCUUUGGGAAGUACCUGAGAGAGGCAGAAGCUGAGAAAACAGAAGCACAGCUCUUGCUGAACCGGAUAAAAAGCUGGCAGCAAACCCACCAGGUGGAGAACAACGGACUUGUUAAGAAUGUACGCGAUUCUUUGAAUGAUUAUGAAGCCAGACUCCACAACCUGCGUGCCAUGAUCCAGAAGGCAGCCGCCCAGGCAAAGCAGGCUGCUGGCCUCAACCAUGAAAACGAGAGAGUGUUGGGAACCAUCAAGAGACAGGUGAAAGAAAUGAGUUCCCUGCAGAGUGAAUUCGCCAAGUACCUGAGCAUGGCAGACUCCGCUCUGAUACAGACCAACUCCAUGCUGGAGCUGAUGGACAAAGACUGGAAGGAAUAUGAAAAAUUAGCAGCCACUUUAAAUGAAGCAAGACAGAAACUAAAUGACAAAGUGAGAGAACUUUCCAGAUCUUCAAGCCACACGUCCCUGGUGGUGGACGCUGAAAAAUAUGCACAGUCUUUACAAGAAGUGGCAAAGCAGCUGGAAGAAAUAAAGAGAAAUGCUAGUGCGGAUGAGCUGGUACGCCGUGCCAUGGAUGCUGCCACUGCCUACGAGAACAUCCUCGGUGCUAUCCAAGCAGCAGAGGAUGCAGCCAACAAAGCCACCAGCGCAUCCCAGUCCGCCCUUCAGACCGUGAUAAAAGAAGAUCUUCCAAGAAAAGCUAAGUCCCUGAGUUCUGACAGCAAUAAACUGUUAAACGAAGCCAAGAGAACACAGAAAAAAUUACAGCAAGAAAUUAGUCCAGCUCUCAACAACCUACAGCAAACCUUGAAUAUUAUGAUGGUUCAGAGAGAACUAAUAGACAGCAACCUCACUUCUGUCCGUGUUGACCUUCGUGGGAUACAGAGAGGUGACAUUGACGGUACAAUCAAUGGUGCAAAGAGCUUGGUCAGAAAGGCCAAUGACAUCACGAGUGAGGUUCUGGAUGGACUCAGCCCCAUUCAGACAGACUUGGAAAGGAUUAAAGAGAACUAUGGGAGCGCACAGAGUGAAGACUUCAACAGGGCUCUGACCAGUGCCAACAAGUCAGUAAAGAAAUUAUCCAAGAAACUGCCUGAUGUUUUGAGCAAGAUCGAAAGUAUCAACCAACAACUGCUGCCCCUGGGGAACAUCUCUGACAAUGUGGACCGAAUUCGGGAACUAAUUCAGCAGGCCAGAGAUGCUGCAAAUAAGGUUGCAGUGCCCAUGAGGUUCAACGGGAAAUCUGGUGUCGAAGUCCGGCUGCCAAAUGACCUGGAAGAUUUGAAGGGCUACACGUCUCUGUCUUUGUUUCUCCAAAGACCUGACUUAAGAGAAAACGGGGGUACUGAGGAUAUGUUCGUGAUGUACCUCGGAAACAAGGAUGCCUCUGGUGACUAUAUCGGCAUGGCAGUUGUGGACGGCCAGCUCACCUGUGUCUACAACCUGGGCGAGCGAGUGGCCGAACUACAGGUGGACCAGAUUGUGACCGAGAGUGAGACGCGAGAGGCAGUUAUGGAUCGGGUGAAGUUUCAGAGAAUUUAUCAGUAUGCAAGGCUUAAUUACACCAAAGAAGCCACCUCCGCUAAACCCAAAGCACCCCAAUUUCAUUACAUGGAUAGUAAAACUAGCAACACGCUUCUUAACUUGGAUCCUGAAAAUGCUGUGUUUUAUGUUGGAGGUUACCCACCUGAUUUUCAACUUCCCAGUAGACUAAGAUUCCCUCCAUACAAAGGUUGUAUUGAAUUAGAUGACCUAAAUGAAAAUGUUGUGAGCUUAUACAACUUCAAAAAAACUUUCAAUCUCAACACAACUGAAGUGGAACCUUGUAGGCGGAGAAAGGAGGAAUCAGACAAAAAUUAUUUUGAAGGUACAGGUUACGCUCGAGUUCCCACUCAACCAAAUGCUCCCUUCCCAACCUUCGGACAGACAAUCCAGACCACCAUGGACAGAGGCUUGCUGUUCUUUGCAGAAAACCAGGAUCGCUUCAUAUCCUUAAAUAUAGAAGACGGCAGUGUCAUGGUCCGAUACAAACUGGACUCAGGACCACCGAAAGAGAAAGGAAUUAGAGGCACCAUCAACAACGGGAAAGAUCAUUUGAUUCUAAUCAAAAUUGGAAAAACACAGAAACUUAUGAGAAUAAAUGUGGGUGAUCAAAGUAUUAGAGUUGAAGGGGAAAUAUUCGACUUCAGCACAUACUAUCUGGGUGGAAUUCCAAUUGCCAUCAGGGAAAGGUUCAAUAUUUCUACACCUGCUUUCCGAGGCUGCAUGAAAAAUCUGAAGAAGACCAGUGGUGUCGUGAGGCUGAAUGAUACCGUGGGAGUGACCAAAAAGUGCUCCGAGGACUGGCAGCUUGUGCGAUCUGCCUCAUUCUCCAGAGGGGGACAUUUGAGCUUCACUAAUCUGGGCCUGUCAUCCUCCGACCCCUUCCAGGCCUCCUUCGGCUUUCAGACCUAUCAGCCCAAUGGUGUGUUACUAAAUCAUCAGACGCGGACAAGUGGCCUGCAGGUCACUCUGGAAGAUGGUCACAUUGAAUUGAGCACCAGGGAAGGCAGCAGCCCAAUUUUUAAGUCUCCUCAGACAUACAUGGAUGGUUCACUGCAUCACGUAUCUGUAAUAAGUGACAACUCAGGCCUCCUGCUUCUCGUGGAUGACCAGCCCCUCAGGAGGAUCCAAAGGCUGCCGGCCACUGUAAAUUCUCCACAGUCUCUCCGCCUGGGAGGGAGCUAUUUCGAGGGUUGUAUCAGCAAUGUUUUCAUCCAGAGGUUGUCGGAGAGCCCUGAAGUCUUAGAUUUUGCCAGUAAAUCUACCAAGAAAGAUGUGUCCGUGGGAGGCUGCAGUCUGAACAAACCACCUUUCCUAAUGUUACUUAAAGGCUCCACGAAGUUUAACAAGGCCAGAACUUUCAAUAUCAACAGCAUGCUGCAGGAUGCACCAAUGGCCUCCCCCAGGAGCAUGGGAGUGUGGCGAGAUUCAGAGCCUUGCUCACCCCCCGCUGGGGUCCAGACCAGUCACAGAGCCCUUCAGUUUGGGAACAAUCCCACCAGCCACUUGCUAUUCAAGCUUCCCCAGGAGCUGCUGAAACCCAGGUCAGAGUUUGCCGUGGACAUAAGAACAACCUCCUCUGAGGGGCUGGUGUUUUAUGCCGGGACCAAGAAAUCCUUUAUGGCUCUUUACCUGUUGAAAGGACACUUGGUGUUUGCUCUGGGGGAAGAAGGGAAAAAACUGAGGCUCAAAAGCAAGGAGACAUACAAUGACGGGAAGUGGCACACGGUGGUGUUUGGGCAAGAUGGCAGAAGGGGGCGCUUGCUCGUGGAUGGGCUGAGGGCCCAGGAGGGCAGUUUGCCUGGAAAUUCCACCAGCAGCCCCAGAGCACAAGUUUAUCUGGGAUGGUCUCCAUCAGGGAAGCCAAAGAAUCUCCCCCAAAACAGCUUUGUUGGGUGCCUGAAGAACUUUCAGUUGGGAUUAAAACCCUUGGAUUCCCCUUCUGCAAACUUUGGGGUGUCUCCUUGCUUGAAUGGCUCUUUGGAGGAAGGCAUUUAUUUCUCCCAAGGAGGAGGUCAUGUCAUCCUGGCUAACUCUGUGCCGUUGGAGCCGGGGUUCAAGCUGACAUUCAGUAUUCGCCCAAGGAGUCUCACUGGGCUCCUGAUCCACAUUGGAAGUCAACAAGGACAGCACUUAAGUGUUUACAUGGAGGCAGGAAAGGUCACGGCCUCUGUGGACAGCGGGACAGGCAGGAUGUCGACAUCAUUGACACCCAAGCAGUCUCUGUGUGAUGGGCAGUGGCACUCAGUGGCAGUCACCAUGAAACAACACAUCCUGCACCUGGAACUGGACAAGGACAGCAGCUACACAGCCGGGCAGCUCACCUUCCCACCCCACAGCGCCCAGGGGUCACUACAUGUUGGCGGUGUCCCAGCCAACUUGAAGACACUGAACCUUCCGGUGUGGAGGUCAUUUUGGGGCUGUCUAAAGAAUAUUCUAGUCAAUCACAACCCUGUCCCUAUCUCGAAAGCCUUGGAAGUCCAGGGCUCCGUCAGUCUGAGUGGCUGCCCUGGGCACUAACGCCAAGCUACCACACGGCAGGAAGUCACCUUUAGAAGCACAGAGGACCUGACACUCCUUCCUCUGCAACUCUAAGUCAUUUUUUUGUUUGUUUGUUUUUUUGGUCUUUUUCUUUUUUAUCGGAUUUUGGUCUUUUUCUUUUUUAUCGGAUCGAACUCACGACUGCCUGCUUGCAAGGCAGGAACUUAUGCCGCUGAGCUAAAUCCCCAGCCCCUCUAAGUCAUUUUUGGCUCAAGACACCAUCACGGCGAGUUUAUGGCAGAUCUAAUCCUGAAUUAUGACCAUUUUACCCAUCAUUUUGGUAUUCAUUGCUACAUAUUACCUCAUAUAAAAAUCUCAUCUUCUUGAAGAAGAUGAACAAAUUGUUACUCAAAUAUGCACACAAAGUCUUUGAUAAAUUUGUCACAAAAAUGUGCCUUUAAAAGAACUCAUCAAAAAAAUAAAUUUCCUUUAGAGCACUUUAA